Girardinichthys multiradiatus is the source of this 2817-nucleotide messenger RNA. RefSeq names its product adenosine deaminase domain containing 1 (testis-specific) (gene adad1). The transcript is spliced from 14 exons. Gene Ontology annotation, cellular component: nucleolus; cytoplasm. The record is from RefSeq and is a predicted model, not a curated record. Gene Ontology annotation, biological process: RNA processing; adenosine to inosine editing. The coding region runs from base 649 to 2337 and encodes 562 amino acids. NCBI's taxonomy places the organism in Eukaryota, Metazoa, Chordata, Actinopteri, Cyprinodontiformes, Goodeidae. Gene Ontology annotation, molecular function: tRNA-specific adenosine deaminase activity; double-stranded RNA adenosine deaminase activity; double-stranded RNA binding.
AAGUGGAUAUGUCUCCUCGCGCUCCGCGCAGGUCGACAUUAAAUGUAAACCAAGUCACGCACGUGACACGUAGCCCACCUGGGCGUGCGUCUAUAAUUAGCACGUGGAAGGCUACGUACGGCCUCUGGGAUCUUCUCGCCGUCAACCGUCGCGUGUUUCGCAGGUUGGUCGCUCCUAUAAGUCCGUGUUUCGGCGCUUAUUGGGUAUUGCAGGUCUAAGAGAGCAGAACUCUAGUAGCCGGAAGCUUGAUGCUGGCGCUUCUUUUCCCCUGUUGAGACCGGGUGGGGAGGAGCGGACAGCUGCAGUUUUCAGGUGAGUGGAAGCUGGAUGUUCUGACUGCGUUCUGAAUGCCGCAUCCCACAGAGGAAGAGGCCUCGGCUGGAGAGCCCAUCUCGGCUGGAAGUGGACUCUGAGGGCCGAGGUGGAGCAGCUCAAGGCUCUACUCAAGGCCCACGCCUGCCUUCCAAGCAGCAGCAGCUUGGGAGUCGGGGGAGGACCUGGAAGAUGAUGGAGUCUCUGUGAGGGCCUCCAAUUCAGAGUUCCAGUCCCUGGAGGACCAGCGGGACCCCUUCCAGACUCUCGGGAUCGGGAGGGGGAUCCCUCGAGUAUUGGAGGAAAUGAUGGCUCAGAACUUUUUCGACUUGUAGGAUGUUUUCUGCGAGUGGAUCAUUUCGAGGUUUUAGAGGAGCCAGUUUUGCACAAAUGCUGAAUCUGCCACCGACAUCAGGACCGAGAGAGUCAAGUAAACAUAAGUCUACCAUCAAUGGUCCUUGGGAAGGUGAUUCAGUCAUGCAAGGAACUAAGUCGUUCAGACCUGGUCCUUUUGGGAAGUCUAAAGUCUCUCCCAAAGUGCUGGUUGAAAAAUACAAGAAUGGCGAAACAAAUGCUCUGUCUUUGCUUCAUCAGCUUGCCCAUGUUUUACUGCUCCAUCUAGAAAUCAAGGAAACAGUCACCGCAGGCAACAUAACAGGAUUUUAUUUUGCCUUUGCUGUGGUGAUUGAUGGUGUUCAACACAGGACUGGCAUGGGAGUGACUAAGAAGGAGGCUCGUCUAAAUGCAGCAAAGCUUGCUUUGGAGGAGUUUUUGCCUCACUUGGGCUGCCUUAAAUCUGAUCUCCCGCGAUCAUCAGACGUUCCUCCACCCUUGCCAGUGAAAGAAGAGCCAUCCAUCUCUGACAGCUAUCCUUGCAGAGCCUUUUACGAAAGGAAGAGUUCAGUCAACCUCCAGAUUCCACAUGCUGUGAAGGAUCAGCUCUCUAAACUGAUAAAUAGACACCAGGAGUUUUCCACAUGUGGAGACACAACAGCAGCAUUCAUUAUCAAAACUUCCACUGGAUGUGAGGUGGUCGCUCUUGGGACGGGGAACUUCAACUCCAAAGAGGGUGUGUCAUCAAAUGGACGGGUUGUCCACGAUUCCCAUGCCGUUGUCACAGCACGGAGGUCUUUAAUGAGGUAUCUGUAUCGGCACCUGCUGAUGUAUUUCAGCAAAAAUGCCAAUCUGACUGAAAAGUCAGUCUUCACGCCUAGCGCCAACAGCAACCUCCUCAGCCUGAAGAGUGGGAUUACCCUGCACCUGUAUGUAAACCAACUGCCUAAGGGUGCAGCUCAGAUCCCUACCAAGCUGCGCCUGAACCCUUUUUCCAUCACAACAUUGCAAGUCAACAGUGAGAUCAGCCUACACCUGUUGGUGGAGGGCAAGGUGCUUUCAAUUUUCUCCUCAACCUUUGAUAACUCUGCUUGCGAGACGGUCAGCAUGUCCACCACUGACAAGAUUACUCAGUGGCAGGUGCUAGGAUACCAAGGAGCCUUACUGAGUCACUUCAUUGAGCCUGUCUAUGUUCAAAGCAUCCUUGUAGGUGACUCUGGGGGCACUGAAAUCAGAGGGAUGGAGAUGUCUGUGAACCAGCGUGUGGAGGGAAUCACCUCCCAGCUGCCCAUGUUCUACUGCAUGAUGCGACCCCAUAUCAGCCUAGUGCCUUCUGUAGUCACCUCUAACACAGGUAGCAGUCACCUGACUUAUGGUAUCAACUGGAGUGAAGGAGACAGCUCUGUGGAAAUUGUGGAUGGUCUAGAGGGCAAGACCAUCGAAGAGUCCCCAUUUAAGAGUGGUCCUGCUUUGGCAAGCCGCUUGUGCAAAGCAGCAAUGCUGCACCGCUUCAGGUUGGUGGCCAAAGAGGCCCAGAGACAGGACCUAGUCACUACAAGCUGCUACAGAGAAUUAAAGAUGAUGGCUAAGCCGUACCAAGAGGCCAAACAUGUGCUGCGGGCAUAUCUGUGUCAGCAGGGCUUUGGUUCAUGGCUGGAAAAACGUCCUGAUAAUGGCAACUUCACUGCUUAAAGAAAAAAAAUUCAAUGUGAUUCUAAUUCAAUUUUGAUUGGCAAAAAAUAAAGCCUAUAUUUUGUUCUCCAAAAGCAUCACCUAUUGAGCUUGAUGGCUUUACGAGUUUGGUUGUGGUUCCUCAAAGUCCUCAAAUUUUUCUCUGUUUAUCUGUUUGUGAAGGUAAGAAGGAACAGACAUAAACAUAUCUGUUAUAUUUGUUGUUUGUAGCUUCUAAUCAUUUUAGUUGGCCAAUAUUUAUGGCUUUACUUUAAAAUAAUGUAUGAUCAUAAAGGGAAAAUUGUGUGCUUUCCCUAAACAGUUUAUCUUCGUUCUAAAAUAGUCUUCUGUGUGGAAAUGACUGUGCAGAUUGUAUUGUCAUUAGGUUUAAUUACUGCCUUAGUGGUUUUUGGACUUGAAAAACAGUUUGCUCCAUAUUAAGGGAUUUGUUUCUAUAUACACAGAUGGAACAAUAAAACAAAAUGUAUGUUAUAAAAACUA